This is a messenger RNA of Athene cunicularia (burrowing owl), 3161 nucleotides long. It is a transcript of the gene ADAM12, whose product is annotated as ADAM metallopeptidase domain 12. The record is from RefSeq and is a predicted model, not a curated record. The coding region runs from base 68 to 2692 and encodes 874 amino acids. The transcript has 23 exons. Gene Ontology annotation, molecular function: metalloendopeptidase activity. Lineage: Eukaryota; Metazoa; Chordata; Aves; Strigiformes; Strigidae. Gene Ontology annotation, biological process: proteolysis.
AUUAAGAUGAUCCAACUGCUUAGGGGGUGAGAAUGUGGACAGCAAGUUGGAGUCCUCGACACAGCAGAUGCCAAAGGACCAGUCAAAAGAUUAUGAGAUAACAAUUCCCUUCCUUUUGAAUGGAGACCAGUGGAGACCAGUAAAUGGCAUUUAUUCAAAGGAGCACCCAGCGCUGCUGCAGUUUGUAAUACAAGCUGAAAGUAAACACCUAGUCAUCAAUCUGGAGAGGAAUGAGGGCCUGUUAGCCAGCAGCUUCACAGAAACACAUUAUUUGAGAGACGGCACUCAUGUGGUUCUCGCACGCAAUUACACGGGUCACUGCUAUUACCACGGCAAUGUACGGGGGUACCCCGACUCCUCAGUCAGUCUCAGUACCUGCUCUGGACUCAGGGGAAUUAUUGUAUUUGAAAACAAAAGCUACAUUCUGGAGCCAUUAGAAGGUGCUACAAGUGAACACAAGAUCUACCGAGCAGGGAAUUUGAAAAUAGCCCCAGGAUCUUGUGGCCACCAGCUGGACAUCUCUGCCGUGAGAGCUAACGACAGUGACACAUCACACCAUUCUCAAGCUGGCAGGUACAAGAGGGAGACUCUGAAGACAACCAAGUAUGUGGAGCUUGUUAUUGUGGCAGAUAAUCGUGAGUUUCAGAGACAAGGCAAGGAUGUGGAAAAAAUUAAGCAGAGACUGAUAGAAAUUGCAAACUAUGUCGAUAAGUUCUAUAGGCCACUAAAUAUUCGUGUAGCCCUGGUUGGAGUGGAAGUAUGGAACGACAUGGAUAAGUGCUCUAUUUCUCAAGACCCUUUCACCAGCCUCCAUGAGUUUCUGGACUGGAGAAAGCUAAAACUACUACCUCGUAAACCCCAUGACAACGCACAGCUGAUAAGCGGGGUGUACUUCCAAGGGACCACCAUUGGCAUGGCGCCCAUAAUGAGCAUGUGCACUGCAGAGCAGUCUGGAGGGGUCGUCAUGGAUCACUCAGAAAACCCUCUAGGUGCAGCAGUCACACUGGCUCAUGAACUGGGACACAAUUUUGGAAUGAAUCAUGAUACAUUGGAGAGGGGCUGUAACUGUAAAGCACCUACUGAUAAAGGGGGUUGCAUCAUGAACCCCUCGACUGGCUAUCCAUUUCCCAUGGUAUUCAGUAGCUGCAGUAGAAAGGACCUGGAAAAUAGCCUGGAAAAAGGAGUGGGAAUGUGUCUGUUCAACUUGCCUGAAGUCAAGGAGUCCUUUGGUGGUCAGAAGUGUGGGAAUGGCUAUGUGGAAGAUGGAGAGGAGUGCGACUGCGGGGAGCCUGAUGAAUGUACAAACCGGUGCUGUAAUGCCACUACCUGCACUCUGAAACCGGGAGCAGUGUGUGCACAUGGACUUUGCUGUGAAGACUGCCAGCUAAAACCAGCGGGGAUUUCUUGCAGAGAGUCAAGCAACUCCUGUGAUCUGCCAGAGUUUUGCACGGGAGCCAGCCCUCACUGCCCAGCCAACGUGUACCUGCACGACGGGCACGCGUGCCACAGGGUGGACGGUUACUGCUACAACGGCAUAUGCCAGACCCACGAGCAGCAGUGCAUCACCCUCUGGGGCCAAGGUGCGAAACCUGCUCCUGGGAUCUGCUUUGAGAGAGUCAAUUCUGCAGGUGAUCCUUACGGCAACUGUGGCAAAGACUCCAAGAGCUCCUUUGCUAAAUGUGAACCCAGAGAUGCCAAAUGUGGAAAAAUCCAGUGUCAAGGAGGUGCAAACCGACCUGUAAUUGGUACCAAUGCUGUUUCCAUAGAAACCAAUAUCCCACUUCAGGAAGGUGGCAAGAUUCUGUGUCGUGGUACCCACGUGUACUUGGGUGAUGAUAUGCCCGACCCUGGUCUCGUGCUGUCAGGAACCAAGUGCGAAGAUGGAAAAAUUUGCCUUAAUCGCCGGUGCCAGAAUACAAGUGUUUUUGGUGUACAUAAAUGUGCAACAAAGUGCCAUGGACGUGGAGUCUGCAACAAUAAAAAGAACUGUCACUGCGAGGCUGACUGGGCACCCCCCUACUGUGACAAGCCAGGGUUUGGUGGCAGUAUGGACAGCGGGCCAAUUAGACAAGCCGAUAAUAAGAGUUUAACCAUAGGAGUGCUGAUAACCAUCCUGUGCCUUAUCUUUGCUGGAUCAAUCAUGUAUCUGAAAAGGAAGACUUUCAUGAGAUGGUUGUUUACAAGUAAAAAGACGACAAUAGAGAAACUAAGGUCCGUGAGUCCAGCAAGACCUUCCAGUUCAUCUGACCCUAAUCAUGUUCAUACCACAUCUCUCAGCAAAAAUCUCAUCACGAAGCCACAAAAUACAAACAUACAAAAAAGAGAGGGUCCAAGAAGACCGCUGCCAUAUCAGAUCAUUGACAUUAGUAACCCUGUGAAGACACAUGAUUUACCACAAUUAAAAACACCGCAGCGAGUCCUGCCACCCCUUCCCCAGCUGCCCUGUCACCAAGCUGUGCCUGAAAGACCCUUGCCAGCUAACCCUUCGCUGAGGUUUGCCCAGGAAAGGCACAAACCAAACCCUCCUCAGAAGCCGCUACCAGCAGACCCUCUGACCAAAGCCCGCUAUAGCAGCGCGUGCACAGCAGUGUCUGGACACACAAAAGUUCUGCCGCACGUUACUCCUCUGAGACCAGCUCCUAAGCAUCCACCACAGGUAUCCAGGUCCAGCAACACUGCUGAUGUGAAAUGACAAGAAAAUCUGACACCUUUAUUUUAAAAAGUGAAGACAGAAGUUUGCACUAUCUUUAAACUCCAGCUGGAGUUCAUUUUUUUAUGACAAUACUUAGAAUUUUUAAUGUUUAAAACAGCAUUAUUUUUAAGAAUUCUGAGCUACUGCCUUUGGUGCUGUGCUGUGCUAUGGUGCUCUGUAUACUUGCUCAGGUACUUGUAAAUUAUUAAUUUAUGUUGAAUAUUUAUUACAGUGCAGUGCACUGUAGUAGAUAUUUUUACCAUAGCUGAGUUUUCCUAAAAAGGAAGCCUUUUUUUUUUUUUUUGUAAUAUUUCAUUGAACUUGAAUAAUUCUGCUCUAUUGGUCCUAUGUAAUGUGUUUAGUUUUGAUCUGUUCUUUAAGGAGUGCCAAUACUCAUGGAUAAAUCAAAUGUAUAAACAACUCAAUCUCGAUGGUUCAUAACAAACUUUUGAAUAAAUAUGUCAGGGUA